Molecule: messenger RNA, 4889 nt
Organism: Heterocephalus glaber (naked mole-rat)
Lineage: Eukaryota; Metazoa; Chordata; Mammalia; Rodentia; Bathyergidae
Gene: Spata31g1
Product: SPATA31 subfamily G member 1
Source: RefSeq, a predicted model, not a curated record
GUAAUAAUAUUAUCUCCACUUUAUAGAUAAAAUUGAGGCAUGGAAAGAUUUCAUAGUUUGAGGUUUCACUGGUAGGAGGUGGUAGAACUAGUACUGGAAUAAGGCAGUUCAAUGCUAAAAUUCAUGUCCUUAAUCUUAAUGCCAGAAGCAUAAUUCUGACAUUGGCAAUCGAGACAAAACAGGCUUGGCACUGGUGUGCACACCUCUACUCCCAGAUACUCAGGAGGCUGAGACAGGACUGCAAGUUCAAGCGCAGCCUGAGAAAUUCAGUGAGAUCCUUUUUCAAACUUUUUAAAAAAGGGUUGAGGAUGUACCUCAAUGGCAGAGCAUUUGCCUAGCAUGGGUUCAACUACUUGGUACCACAAAAACCAAGUCAAAAGGGGAUCACUCAUUUCAUUGUAUGAGUAUGAGAGAGGUAUUUCAAGGAGAAGGUUGUUAGGGCUGGGCCAGUGUGGGGGAUGGGAGUUCUUUAUUCUAUGAUGCAAUGGUGACCUCAAAGUAAACUGCCACUAGAGCAAGGAAAAUGCAAUGGCUGUUUGAAGACUUGCUGAGAGCUACAGAAAAUAUGGGAUUCCUUUGGGACCUACUGACAUACGCUCUGGCCUGCAGCCACUGUGGCCACUGCUGCCUCCACAGUCCAGGGUAUUUGGUGAUACUAUUCUUGUUUGUGGUUUGGCAGAUUCAAAGAUGGCAACAGCGUGAAUCCUGGUACUCUGGGAACAUGAUGCAAGGCAAGGGUCUACCACUUCUGUAUGAUUUGACUUUCUUUGAUCACCUGUGGCAGAAAAAGUCAGAGGAGAAAGAGGGAAAAGAGGGGGAAGAAAAGGAAGACCAGUCAUCAUCUCUGGAUCCAGUGAAACUGUGCUCUCCUCCUAAAGAAGCUCCCAUUGGAGACCAAGACACCACAGCCCCACUCCAGCCAUCCUGUGGUUUUGAGAGCCUCCCUAAGGCCACAGGGACACAAAUUCCCACAGAGCAAAUAUUCCCACAGCCCUCAAGCCCCUUCAGAUCCUUCCCCACCUUUCAGAUCCCUACCAACUUACCUGUAAGAAACAAGAACGCAUCAGGGAGCUGCCUGCAGCAGAGAAAAGGCCAGCUUUUCUUCGGUCUCCCCUCUCAGCACACCCUCCAUCUUAAGUCCUUGCCUAUGGACUACAGUGGAGACCUAUCUGGUGGUGAGGCACACAAGCAGUGGCUUACACAGAAGAGAGAGGUUCUUCAGGUCUCUGAUGAUCAAGCCCUGUACCCACAGCCUUCACUCCAAGGAAUCAGAACCUCCAAGUGCUUAUCCUCAUCUGAGGCCUGCGGGGGAGAAUCAUGGGACCCCAGACUCCAUCAACAUAACCCAGAGUCACCCUCUACCUCCCCAUUAUAUGCCUCUAACCCUCUGGGAGUUCUGACUAGGUUUGAGGCCCCAUUGAGGACAAUGAAGCAAAAUAAGGACCCAAAAGGCUCUGAGCCAGCAAUGCCAGCUCCCAGCCCAACUCCAGCUUCUCUGCCAGAAAUCCAGAGAGUCAGUCCUAUAGGAGGCCUAUCUGGAUCCAAGACCCUCUGGGAAACCAUAGAGAAAAAGGAGGAUCCUCAGACCUCUGAGCCUCCAAUCCUGAACCCUUGCCAAACCAUAGUAACCAUGACAGAAUCUCAAAGAUCCAGUGCCCCAUCCAGUCUACCUGGAUAUGAAGCUCAGUGGGGAACCAUAGGACAUAAAGAGAGCCCUCAAGUUUCUGAACCUUCAAUUUCAGCCUCUUGCCAACCUCUAGCUUCUCUGCCAGAAUCUCCAAAAGUCAGCCCUGAAGAUUCUGCUCCUAAGAACUUCCAGGGAAACAUGGGAUACAGGGAGAACCCCCAGGUUAAAUCUCCAAUGCCAGUCCUCUUCUCUCCCCUAGACUCCCACUCAAAACUCCAAGAAAAGAAUCCCUCAGAAGAUUCAUUUGGAUAUGAACCCCAAUGGGGAUUCAGGACAAACCCAGGAAAUCCCCGUGCUGUUGAACUCCCAGCCUCGGACCUCAACCCAGAGCUCUGUGAAACCAGACCUGUGUGUGUCCCAUCAGGAUCUGAGACUCCAUGGAAGGAUGUACAGAGGAGAGAUCUUUGGGUCUCUGCUGACUCAGUAUCAUCUCCCAGCCUUCCUAGCCUUCCCUCAGCCUCUCUGCUGCAGUCUUUAGAAAUAGGCUCCCAGGGACUUCUGUCAGAGUCCAAAGCCUUGUGGGACACCAAGAGGCAAAAAAUGUACUUCUGGGUAUCUGACUCCUCAGAGCCUGCUCAGAUAACACCUCUAGCCUGCUCUGUAGAACCACAUAGAAUCACUACUGUGGGUGGCCUCCCUAGAGUAGAAACUAUAUGGAAAGUCACUGAGCAUUCAAAGAAUUCCUGGGCUUCUGAGACCCCGUGUCUGGCCCUCAGCCCACCCCCUGCUCUUGUAUGCAAACCUCUCGGGGUUAUCCCCAUGAGAGUUCUGUCUGAUGAAGCUACAUGUGAAGAUAUACAAAGAAAAAAGAACUCUGGGGCCUCUGAGCUCCCAACUCCUAGUUUAUUCCAAGACCUGCAUGGAGCAAGCCUCCUGGAUGUAUCUGACUCUGAGCCUUUUACAGGGGACAUGGAACAGAAAGAAAACUAUUGUGUCCCUGCAUCCUCAAUUUGGAGUCCCAGCUCACUUGCAAACUCUGUUUCUAAGUCUCACAUAAAUGAGUCUUUUGGAGACCAAAGCAAUUGUAAGCCUGCAGGGGAAGCAGUAGAGCAGAGCAAGAACUGCUGGGCCACCGAACUCCCAGCCUCCAGCUCACUCUCUGCUCCUCUACCAGAGGCACACACUGACCUUAAAUCUGUGUAUAAAAAUGUGCAACAAAAAGAGGUCCCCUGGGGCCCCAGCCCUGCAGUAGAUCCCCUACAUCCAAUAUCCUGGCCCCCUGUCCAAGUUGAAGCUCCCAAGAUUGAACCCACUCAGUGUGGCCUACAGAAAGGAGAAACGUUUGCAGGAGCUAAGGCAGAGGUCCCAUCUUCCCAUGGUCAGGCUGUCCCAGCGGUGCUCACCCACCCUAGGGUCCCUGCCUGGCAAUGGAGCAGGGAGUUGGAGAACAAACUGAAGAAACUGAAGCAGAACCCUGCUUUCACAUCCCCUGGCCCAAGUCAACCAUUUUGCAGCUCUGCUGCCCUGAGUCCCACUAAUCUAGACUCCUGGAAACUCUCUUCCUGGGCCCCACAGAAUCCCACCAACCUGCACCUCCACUCAUGUUGUCAUCCCCCAAAUGUUCAGAGCACAGCAUCUCAGCCUGUCCAGGACUCCCACUGUCAUCACUCCUUCUCUCUGGAGCCUCAGCCACCAGGUUCUCACCAGGAAGAGCAACGGUCUCAAAAAGAGGAGAGAAAAAAAGGGAAGAUGGUGGCCCGAAUCCCAUCCCAUGGGCCAGAUUUUCACAAAAAGGCUGCUGAGAACUUUUUAGACUUGGGAAAGGCCUCAAACACUGGGGUUCUGGCCUCAGGCAAGAGACAAAACAAGGCUUUGGCCCUAUCUUUGGCCAAAAUAAGAGAGAGUCCCAGAAAACUCAAAGCAGUAGAAUGUGGAAGAGGAAAUGCAAGACUGGGCUCAUCCACAGUUACAGGAAAGAGCCACCCUGAUCAGGCCUGGAGACUAGCAGAGGGCCCUGUAAGCAGACUUUCCCAAAGGUCUCAGCACAAGGGCCAGACCUCUCAACACACUGCGCUUCCUCAGCAGCUUCUCAACGUUGCUGGUCCUCGGGAUCACCAAAGGGCAGGGCUGGUGACUGGUGACAUACAGAACCCUCUGCACGGUAAGCACUAUAAGCACUGUCCGUGGGCCCACAUGGAGAGGCAUCUUCCAAUCCCUACAUCCCAGGCUCCCAUUACUAGGGGUCUCCAAAGGCUAUUAGCCAAAUUUUUAGGUACUCAUGGACCCCUGCCAACAAAAUCCAGUCAAUAGAGAAAACACCGGUAGCACUGGCACCCUGUAGCCCAUGACAUGAAGCCAAACCAGAUAGACAAUGGAAAGAUGAAAGAAAAGCAGAGAAAAUCCUAAUAAAUGACGUUAAUUUACACAAAUCUCACUCUUGUCUUCUGUGGAGCACAGGGUAGUGGAAUGUGAGUUCUCUAUUAGCUUCUGCUACAGCCACAUCCCCUCACGAUCAGAUCCUAGAAGUACAGAGCUCAGCAUUAUGCAAGCUUAACUUUCUUAAUGUUCCCCAUGUUAUUACUUUUUAACCAUUUCUUCUUAGGCCUGCUCUUUUUUACUCCAUGGGGUCAGUUCGCCUAUCCCCAAGGCUACGAAAACAAGAGCCUUUUAGCAGGUUUAGUAACAUCAGGAUUUUUCUUCUUUAAUUGCCUAUUCAUAGCCAUUACUCAUUUUUCUACUAGCUUUCUAAUACUGCUGUUAACAAUUACCACAAAAUAGCACAUAUUUUGUCAGAAGCUUGAUGUCUCACAGAUAUAAAAUCGAGGGGUUGGCAGGGCUGCAUUUUUUUUCUGUAGGCUCUAGCUAAGGUUCACCCUAGAGGCUACCCACAUUCCUUAGCUACUGGCCCCUUCAGAGCUAGCAAAGGGAAGGCAAGCUCCCACAUUGCAUUACUCUGGCCUCUUCUUUUAAGGACCUUUAUGAUUAGUGGAUACAGCUGGGUAAUCCACGACACACUUCCUAUCUUAAAGUCAGUCAGUGAACAACCUUAACUGUUCUUUGCCAUGUAAAACAAUAUAUUCAAAUCCCAGUGACUAGGAUAUAGACAUCUUGGGAGGUUGUUAUCCUGCCUUCCAGAGAUAUUAACUCAUGUUACAAAUACUUUCUCCCAAUCUGUAGCUUGUUUGUAGUAACAUUAUACCAAAGUUAAAGUUUGUAUGUUGUUACACAUUCCUUUUUUUUUUUUUUAAUUGAAGACAAGGCU